AUAAUCUAUCAAUCACACACAGGUUUUAAAGAAGGACAGAUAAAAUGGGAUGACGAGGAUGAUGACAACGGCAACAGAUAUGGUGGUCAGAUUCCAGAAGGCACUUAUGGUAAAGACACCGUUAUCUACUACUGCUGUCGAGCAGAUGGGUUCGCCACAAAUCCCAUAAUUCUUCCCACUGACUCCCCAUUCGUCUUGCUGAAAUCUAACACUCACUUGUGCCAGUAUGUGCGAGGAAUGAAGGUUAGAAGUGAGUGGUUCCGGUGGGAUUGUGAAGAUACAAGAAAUGCAAAUUCUAAGGAUGGGUUCAUACCACGCUCGAAAGUGGACAGAGAUGUCAUAAUCGAUUAUUGUUAUUAUUAUCGUUGA
Messenger RNA from Porites evermanni, 369 nucleotides. The record is from the annotation of a GenBank genome assembly. Lineage: Eukaryota; Metazoa; Cnidaria; Anthozoa; Scleractinia; Poritidae.